ACGCACACGCAGCAGACUCGUCCACGUCCAUUCCCCCGCACAGAAGACCACCGGAAGGGUCUUCGUGGAUCUUCUUCCCGCCAGGCUGACAACUUUCCCCGCACAGGUGAUGGCGCUGCUGCUGCUGCUGCUGCUGCUUCCGGUGCUGCUGUCGGUGUCGGUGUCGGUGUCGGCCCAGGAGGUUCCGAGCGGCGGCUUCAGCCUGCACCCCCCCUACUUCAACCUGGCCGAGGGCACCAAGAUCACCGCCACCGCCACCUGCGGGGAGGACGAGGCCGGCCGCAGUCUGCGCGACCUCUACUGCAAGCUGGUCGGCGGCCCCGUGUCCGGGGACCCGGGACAGACCAUCCAGGGUCAGUACUGCGACACCUGUAGCCACGGUGACAGCGACCGCGCCCACCCCAUCACCAACGCCGUCGACGGGACGGAGCGAUGGUGGCAGAGCCCGCCUCUGUCGCGCAGCACCGACUUCAACCAGGUCAACGUGACGCUAGACCUCGGACAGCUCUUCCACGUGGCGUACGUCCUCAUCAAGUUCGCCAACUCCCCGCGUCCGGACCUGUGGGUUCUAGAACGCUCCCUGGACUUUGGACAGACCUACCAGCCGUGGCAGUACUUUGCCUCCUCAAAGCGAGACUGCAUCGAGCGUUUUGGACAAAGAACCAUCGAGAGGAUCAGCAAUGAUAACGACGUUGUUUGCACCUCCGAAUAUUCCCGUAUCGUUCCUCUGGAAAAUGGAGAGGUGGUGGUGUCGCUGGUGAACGGGCGUCCGGGCGCCAUGAACUUCUCCUACUCCCCGGUGCUGCGGGACUUCACCAAGGCCACCAACAUCCGCCUGCGCUUCCUGCGCACCAACACGCUGCUGGGUCACCUGAUGGGGAAAGCCCUGCGAGACCCCACCGUCACCCGCCGGUACUACUACAGCAUCAAGGACAUCAGCAUCGGAGGACGCUGCGUCUGCAACGGACACGCCGAGGCCUGCAGCGCUCAGGACCCCAGCGACCCUUACAAGUUGCAGUGCGACUGUCAACACAACACCUGCGGCGUGUCAUGUGACCAGUGCUGCCCCGGAUACCACCAGUUGCCGUGGAAACCCGCCACAACCGACAGCGCCCACGAGUGUGAACCGUGCCACUGCCACCGCCACUCCUUCGACUGCUUCUACGACCCCGACGUGGCUCGCGGCGGCGGCAGCGUGGACAUCCGCGGCCAGACACGAGGGGGCGGAGUCUGCCUAAACUGUCAGCAUCACACCACCGGCGUCAACUGCGAGCGCUGCGUGCCGGGACACUACAGAGCGCCCCACGCGCCCCUGGACUCCCCGCUGGCGUGCGCACCCUGCGACUGUCCGUCGCCGUUCUUUGACGGCACGUGUGAGGACGUGACGGCACGCUGCUUCUGCAAGGACAACUAUGGCGGGGACAACUGUGACCAAUGUGCCGGCGGCUUCAUCAACUUCCCCCAGUGUUACCCCGUCCCCACGUAUCCUAGCAACAACAACAACAACAACGGCGAGGCCAAGCCAGCGGGAGAGAUCAUCAACUGUGAGUGCAGUGCUGCAGGUACCGUGGACAACUCCUGCAGGCCCGACCCACAGAGCAGAACGUGCGUGUGCAAGCCGGGCUUCAGCGGGGACCACUGUGACACCUGCACACCCGGGUUCCAUGGACUCAACUGUCAGGCAUGUCAGUGUUCAGGUCCAGGUUGCCUGGAUGGUUCCUGUGACGUGCUGACGGGUCACGGCGUUUGUCGCAGCGGUUUCCAUGGUUACCAGUGUGAGCAGUGCGCGGCGGGCUACUUCAACUACCCGCUCUGCCAGCUGUGCGGGUGCAGCUCGGUGGGUUCGCUGCCUGACGUGUGCGACACCACCGGCCGGUGUUUGUGCAAGCCCCAGUUCCACGGUCCUCGCUGUGAACAGUGCAGGUCUGGGUUCUAUUCCUACCCCGACUGUCAAGAAUGCACCUGUGAUCCCCGCACGUCGUCCGACACCAGCUGCACGGCGUCGGGGCAGUGCCACUGCCGGCCCGACUACAGCGGCGCGUCAUGUGACCAGUGUGCGCCUGGUUACUAUGGUUACCCCAGCUGCACGCCAUGUCAGUGUUCCACAGAAGGUUCUCGCUACAGCAGCUGUGAUCAGGUGACAGGUCAGUGUGCGUGUCUACAAAACGUGCACGGCCUGCGCUGUGACAGCUGUUCACGUGGCACCUACGGCUUCCCAAACUGCCGAGCUGGCACAUGUCAUCCUGCCGGUUCCGUCCAUUACGAGGUUCCUCCCCCGCUGGGCCAGUGUGAGUGUCGCGACAACGUGGAGGGCGUGGCCUGCGACCGCUGCAAACCUCUGUACUGGAACUUGUCCCCGGACUCCCCUGAGGGCUGCUCCACGUGCCAGUGUCACCUCGCCGGAACGCUAAGCGGCGUCGCCGAGUGCGCACAGGAGAGCGGCCAGUGUCACUGCAAGCCCAACGCCUGCAGUGGAACCUGCAGCAUCUGCAAAGAUGGCUUCUACGACCUGCAGGAGAGCAGCUUCUUGGGCUGCCAGGGCUGCCAGUGUGACAUCGGAGGCUCCGUGGCUCAAUCCUGCGAUGAAGGGAGUGGACGAUGUCACUGCAGAGACAACGUGCUCGGACCCAAGUGCAACAUACCUGCUGCAGACCAUUACUUCCCAGACCUCCACCACCUGAAGUUUGAGCUGGAAGAAGGCACCAUGUUGGAUGGACGCCCGGUGCGUUUUGGCUACAACUCUGUGGAGUUCCCAGGCUUCAGCUGGAGGGGGUAUGCUCAGAUGUCACCCAUACAGAGUGCAGUACAUCUUCAUGUCCACGUGAGGGAGGCAGACGUCUACUUGACUCGUGUCAUCAUCAGAUACUUCAACUCUCAGGGCGCCACCGCCAAGGGACAAAUUACUGCCUACCAGGCGGGGCGACAAGGUUCUGAGCAGUCCAAGCAGAUCAUCUUCGCUCCCAGUGUGGAACCCACCUUUGUCAACGUUCCCCAGAACAACUUUGUGGAACCUUUUGUUCUAAAUCCAGGAACUUGGGUGUUUGUGAUUGAAGCUGAAGGAAUCCUGCUGGACUACCUGGUCCUGCUGCCUAGUGCUUACUACGAGGCUCCCAUCCUGCAGGUGCACGUCACUGAGCCCUGCACCUACUCCUCCAUGCACCACUCCAGCCACAAUUGUCUCCUCUACAAAUAUUUGCCUCUGGACGCCUUCCCCUCCAUCCCUGGUAAUGGCGCCCGCUGUCGCCAUGACAACCACCUGCCACGCCUCUGCCCCACCGAGAGGGUCACGCCCCUCCAUCCUGAAAUGGCGGUCUGCAGUGGCCAGGAUAUCGGCGUGGAGAUGAGAGUGCACGUGACCUCCGCUGACCUCUACGUGUUGGUGGUGGAGUACGCCAGCGAGGAGGAGUCGCCGCAAACACUCUCUGUGACCUUCAGCUCACCUGCGGACACCACACACCUGCACACUGUCACCUUCACCCCCUGCAGGUUCAGCUUCCUGUGUCGAGUGGUGGCCACAGAUGACAACAAGAGAGUGGCUGUCUUCUCUCUGCCCGCCCACUCUGAGCUCCAAUUGUCCGCCGAGCACGCCAACUUCUUCCUGCACAAGAUCUACCUGGUGCCUCAAGACCACUUCACCAUGGAGUACGUGGACCCCCAGGUCCUCUGCAUCAGCACCCACGGACACUCCUCGCAGGACAGCUCCUCCUGCGUGCCCUCGCGCUUCCAGACGCCGUCCGACUCGCUGGUCCUGAAGGACGGCCAGGAGGAGCCCGCCUCGGCCGCCGCGCCCCCUCUGCCUCUCCCCCAGGGGGAGCACCCGGGCCGUGUGAGACUGGACUCGCUGCAGAAUGCAGCGGAGUACUCCACUCGUGUCCACACCCUGGGACGCUACGUUUUCAUCCUGCACUACCAGCAGCCGCUCCACCCCACCUACCCGGUCCAGGUCUACGUCAACGGGGGUCGCAUCUGGCAAGGUCACGCCAACGCCUCCUUCUGUCCGCACGCACACGGCUGCCGACAAGUCCUGGUGGCCGAGAACCAGAUCAUCCUGGACGUGACCGACCACCAGCUGAUCCUCACCGUGCAGGUUCCUGCCGGCAAAACACUGUGGCUGGACUACGUGUUGGUGGUCCCAGAGUCCAGCUACACUUCCAGCUACCUGAGCGAGGAGCGGCUGGACAAAUCUUACGACUUCAUCACCAACUGUGGCCAAAACAGUUUCUUCAUCAAUCCCACCAGCGCCUCGCCGUUCUGCCUGAGCUCGGCCACGUCGCUGUCGGCGUUCUUCAACAACGGGGCGCCGCCGUGCGCCUGCCACCAGGCCGGCGCCGAGAGCGACGCCUGCGAGCCGUUCGGCGGCCAGUGCCGCUGCAGACCCUACGUGAUCGGCCGGGACUGCUCCAUGUGCGCCACGGGGUACUGGGGUUUCCCCCGCUGUAGACCGUGUAACUGUGGAGACCGGCUGUGUGAGCCUCUGUCGGGCGAGUGCAUCUGUCCUCCCAGGACGCUACCACCCGAGUGCAACCGCUGCGAGCCCCUCACCUUCGGCUGCCACCCGGUGGUCGGCUGUGAGGUCUGCAACUGCUCGCGGCCCGGGAUCGUCACGCCCGACGUCAACUGCGACACCCUCAGCGGCCAGUGCAGAUGCAAAAACAACGUUGUGGGUCGCCAGUGUGACCGCUGUGCGUCCGGUUUCUAUGGUUACCCCAACUGCCGGCCAUGUGACUGCAACGAGGCGGGCACAGAGGAGCGAGUGUGCGACUCCUACACGGGGCAGUGUUUGUGCAAGGAGAACGUGCAAGGUUCUCGUUGUGACCGCUGUAGAGUGGGAACCUUCCACCUGGAUCCCACCAACCCCAAAGGAUGCACCAGCUGCUUCUGCUUUGGCGCCACUGACCGUUGUCGCAGUUCAGAAAAGAGACGAACUGAAACCAUGCAGAUGUCUGGCUGGGUGUUGUUGAGCGCAGACAAACAGGAAGUUGCGGUGAGCGUGUAUCCUGGCCAAGACCUGGUGGAGGCCGACCUCAGUGAUGUUCCAGAUGUGUACCAGGAUCUCCACUGGUUUGCCCCAGCAGCCUACCUGGGAGACAAGGUGUCGUCUUACGGAGGUCACCUGAGAUAUCGUCUUCACACUCAGACUAUGAGAGGAGACGUCUGGUCUGUGCCUGCAGAACCUUCUAGACCUGACAUCAUCCUGAAGGGCAACCAGAUGACCUUGGUGUUCAUGGAGCGGGAAUACUCUUCUCCUGAGGAGCCACAUCUAGGCAUCGUGCACAUAGUGGAGGGAAGCUUCCGGCACGCUCAGACGGGGAACUCUGUGUCCCGGGAAGAACUGAUGAUGGUUCUGGUGGCCCUGGACUCUCUCCAGAUCCGAGCGCUGCACUCUCAGUCGGCCCACUCGGCGUCGCUGCGAGGCGCCGUGCUGGAAGGCGCCCAAAGCUUACCUGCCGGUCGCCAUGCCAACAACGUGGAGAUCUGCAUGUGUCCCGCCAACUACCUGGGAGACUCCUGCCAGAAAUGUGCUCCGGGUUACUACAGGGACACCAUCGGCCUCUUCUUGGGGAAAUGUCUGCCCUGCAACUGUAACGGACACUCUGACCUGUGUUUGGACGGCUCGGGAGUCUGUGUGAGCUGCCAACACAACACGGCUGGUGAGCACUGUGAGAAGUGCCAAGGUGGUUUCCUAGGCAACAACAGCGUGGACGGCCAGGCGUGUUCCAGCUGUCCGUGUCCACUCAGAGUCUCUUCCAACAACUUUGCAGACGGGUGCGUGCAGAAGAAUGAGCGCCUGCAGUGCUUGUGCACGGUCGGCUACGCUGGGCCGCACUGCGAGAGGUGCGCCCCGGGUUACUACGGCAACCCCAUGGUGCUGGGCUCCAGCUGCCAGCCCUGCCAUUGCCACGGCAACACGGACCCCAACAUGCUGUUCACCGACUGCCACCCGCUGACGGGCGAGUGUCUGAGCUGCAUGCGUGACACGGCCGGGCCUCGCUGCGACGUGUGCGCCCCCGGUUACUACGGCGACGCCAUCGCCGCCAAAAACUGCACGGAAUGUCGCUGCUCACAGUGCGGCACGGAGUCAUGUGACCCGCACACGGGACAGUGCCGCUGCAAAGCUGGAGUGACGGGACUUCUCUGUGACCGCUGCCAGGGCGGCUCGUUCGGCUUCCAGUCCUGCGCCGGCUGUCGCCCGUGCGACUGCGAGGCCUCGGCGGCUCUGGUGAAGCCAUGUGACCCGCUCAGCGGUCAGUGCGUGUGCCAGCCGGGCGUCAACGGACCGAGCUGCCGCCAGUGCGCCCCGGGAUACUGGAACUACGGCCCCGAAGGAUGCAGGAAGUGCCACUGCAGGGGGCGCCACUGCGACCCGCGGACCGGAGAGUGCCGCUGUCCCCACGGCGUGGAGGGCAAACAGUGUGACGCCUGCUCGGACCAGCACAGUGUCCUCAUCACGCACGGCCAGGACACACACUGCCAAAUGUGCGACAGCUGCGUGGUGGUCCUGUUGGAGGAUGUAGACAAGAUGAACCAGGACUUUGACGCCGUCGCCGCUCAGCUGCACAACCUCAACGCCAGCGCCAUGGCCUGGACUCAACUACGCAAGCUCAACGCCUCUGUGGAGGACCUCGCCCGGGCGGUGGGGAACUACAACAGCUCGCUGGACGCCAGCCGCAACGGCGCCGACGUGCUGGAGGGCGAGAUCGUCAACAUCAGCGGCGACGUGGACGCACUGAAGGACAAGACCACAGCCAUGGCGGAGCGCCUGGCGCACCUCCACGACAGCACCGCCCACACCCACCAGAGGGCGCAAGACCUGCUGUCCUCCAUCCACAAUUUGACCAUGGACUUGAACGACAUCCUGCGGACGGCAAACGGCUCGCUGAACAACACCGAGGCGGAGCAGGACGAGGGCGAGCGCGAGAGGAAGAUGGGGCAGGUGGCGGCCAUGCUGGACCAGAUGAGGAACCGAACCUUCGCCGGACAAAAGGCGACCGCCGGCCGGGAGAAGACGGAGGCUGAGAAACUGUUGGAGCGCGUGGACAAGAACCUGGCCCGCCGCCAGCAGGAGAACCAGGACAAGGGCCAGGCCAUGAAGGAGCGUCUGUCCAGCGUCUACUCGGACAUGAUGGACUUGCGGGACGCCCUGAACCAAGCGGUCAACGACACGGCCCGAGCCGCCGAGCUCAACAACGCCAACGAGAAGACGCUGGAGGACAACAAGAGGAGGCUGGACCAGCUGGAGUCCAAACACAAGGACGUGGAGGAGCAGCUGCACAUGGCCGAGGACGACGUGGCGCAAGUCAACGAGCUGCUGUCCACGCUGCAAGACUCCAAAGAGGAGUACGAGCGUUUGGCGGCACAGCUGGACGGCGCCAGGACGCCUCUGGCCAAGAAAGUGGAGGAUUUUGCUGGGGCCGACUCCAAAAUCCCACUGGUGGAGGAAGCUGAGAGACACGCGGAGAUGCUCCACUCUUUAGCCAUGAACCUGUCCAGGUUUGUGGAGGAGACCAAGGGUGAAGGUCUGGUGGACGUGACCAAGGCGUACAACAAGAUCAUCAACAGCAUCAAGGCGGCGGAGGACGCGGCCCGUGAGGCGGACCAGGCCGCCACCCACGCCCUGGAGAACGUCCAAGACCAGGACCUGGGCCACAAGGCCCACUCUCUGAGGAACCACAGUCUGGCUCUGAAGGAGGAGGUGGAGACGCUGAGCCGGGAACUCAACCAAGAGUUGAAUCCUCAGCUGGAAGACGCUAGAAGGCGCCUGCAAGACGCCAACACCAAACACGCCCAGGUGGUUCAGGACCUCCAGACGGUUCACCACAACCUGAACCUGACCUCCAACGUCAGUCAGGAAGUGGGCGAGGCCAAGCGAGCGGCGGGUGGAGCCAACGCCUCGGCCUGGCAGGUCACUGAUGCCCUGCGUCCAAUCAGGGAGCAGCUGGAGGAGUGGCAGCAGACGUACGGUGACGCCAACACCACCAGCCAGGAUGUCAACAACGCUCUGAUGGAGGCCAACAAGACCGUGGGCAUGCUGGACGACGCCAUUCCUCUCCUGAUGAAGAAGCUGGACAAGAUGCACAACCACUCUGCUCAGAUGCCCAACAUCUCCGAGAACAUCCGUCGCAUCCGACAGCUCAUCCAGCAAGCUCGCAACGCCGCUAGCAAGGUGAGCGUACCCGUCAAGUUCAACGGGGCGUCCGGCGUUCAGGUCCGCACCCCGUCCAACCUGGCCGACCUGGCGGCCUACACCUCCCUCAAACUCUACGUCACGCUGCCGGAGGCGGCGCGGUCCAGACGGCAGGACGGCGGCACCAAGCAGUUUGUCUUCUACCUGGGCAACAAGGACUCCGACAAGGAGUUCCUGGGGAUGGCGCUGGAGGGCAAAAGGCUGCGCUGGUACUUUAACAUCGGAGGAGAGACCGCAGAGCUGCUGAUGUCCGAGGACGUCAAGUCCAACGGGGACUUUAACAGCGUAGUCCUGGAGAGGAUCCUGCAGUACGGACAGAUGUCCAUGUCCUCGGACUCCUCAGACGGGGACCAGACCGUCACCAAGGCCCACGUGGAGGCCAGGGGAGACCAGGGUCUGCUCAACCUUUUGACUGACGACACCGUCUUCUACGUGGGAGGUUACCCUCGCACUUUCAAUCCGCCCGCCCCGCUGGCCCUGCCCAACUUCAAGGGCUGCAUCGAGCUGGACACGCUCAACGAGGAAGUGCUGAGCUUGUACAACUUUGACAACAUCUUCCAGCUCAACACCACGGAGGAGAAACCAUGCGGCAGGUCCAAGCCGGCGCUGACCCAGGCCUGGGUGAACGACGCCGCCUACUUCGACGGCACCGGCUUCUCAGAGGUCACCUUCAGCGACGAGUCGGCUCGCAUGCAACGCUUCGAACAGGAAGUCAAGCUGGUCUCCCACAACGGGAUUCUGCUGCUGCUGCAAAACGGGGAGCAGUUCUUGUGUCUGGCCGUGGUCCGAGGACAACUGAAGGUCUUCUUCCAGUUCAGCGGAGAGAUGGAGGAGUUCCAGCCCAAAGAGCCCGACUCCCCACUCCUCAGGGUCAGCGACGCCGACCCCAAAGUUUUGGAAAUCAUCAUCCUGCGUUCGCCUCCCAACCGUGUGGUGGUGAGGAACAACCGCAUCCCUCUCUACACGCACCACUUUGCUGAGAGCAUCCCUCCAUUCGGGGGCAGCUACUUCCUGGGAGGAGUCCCGGAAACUGAGAUGCCCGAGAGGCUGAGGUCCAUGUUCCCCAAGCAGGGCUCUCUGAAGGGAUGCUUCCGGAACGUGAAGGCCCAGACCUCUCACAUCGACCUGAAGAGGAUGAAGAGUUCUGGAGUCAGUUUCGGCUGCGAUAGCGACCUGCUGGUGGCUCGCGAGGCUCACUUCUCAGGUCAGAGCUACUUGGACUUGUCACUCAGCAACAUUCCAACUCUGAGGAACAACUUCUACCUCAGCUUCAGCUUCACAAGCCAGCAGAAGGACGGACUGAUGUUCUUACACCAUGACAAGGAGGGAGUGUGUCAGGUGUUCCUGCAGGACGGCCACCUGGUGGUGAGAGCAGGUAACAGCGAGGUGAGGAGUCAGAAGAGGUACCACGAUGACAACAUCCACUAUGUGGCCGUCUACAACAACAUCAACGGCAUGCGUGUGUACGUGGACGAGGUGCUGGAGAAGUCCAAGGAGGUGCUGGACAAGUCCAAGGAGGGUGUGAGGAUGGAGGUCAGAGGGAGUGUGCCUGCUGCUAGUCUGGAGGGAAGAACUUUCCUGGGAGGAAGUCCUCACCACAACAUCAACAACAUGACAGGAUGCAUCAGCAACGUCUUCAUCAGGAGGACUGUCAGUCCUCAGAUGGUGGCCAACCUGCUGAAGGUGAAAGACAACGUCAACGUUCCUCUCCACUGUCCUGCCGCCAACAAGCCUCAGCAGAUUGUGGCUCCGCCCAAACAUGGCAGCAAGUCCAAGGGGAAGCACAAGAAGUCUCGCAGUCGCCACACCAGAGAGUCCUGCCAGGGGGCGCUGAUGGAGCAGGAAGUGGGCGCCACCUACUUUAGCGGCGCCACGCUAAGCUACCAACACUACGACUCACUUCCUGCUUCGCUCAGCUCCAAACCUCACAUCUCGCUGGCCGUGAGGGUCAACUCCUCCUCAGGUCUCAUCUUGUACGCGGCGAGCGCUCAAAGCGGCGCCGCCAUGACGCUGAGCGUGCAGGAGGGUCACCUGCUGCUGUCGCUGGGCGGGAGGCGCAAGGUCAGCCUGCGAGGUCGCGCCGCCAUCGACGACCAGCGCUGGCACACGGUGUUCAUCAAGCGGGACGCGGACAAGAUGAGUCUGGUGGUGGACGGCGUCAACGCUCAGUCCAAGAGGGUCCCGGCGAGCGUCAGGGCGCGCCUCAUGGGGCCGCUUUACAUCGGAGGACUGCCGCCAUCGCUCACGGUAGGUCACCUGACCACGCCCACUUCCUCUCCGCGUCACCUUCACACGCCGCUUCUUCAGACCGCCGCCACGUCUGGCUUCAUCGGGUGCGUCCGCGACCUCACGCUGAACCAGGCGCCCGCGGGAAGCCCCGCCCACAGCCAGGGGGCGGUCCCUUGCUUCCGGAAGCCUCUGCAGCCCGGCGCCUACUUCACGGGCGAGGGAGGCCACGUGGUCGUAGGUGAGUUACUGGCGCUCGGCCACGACCUGGAGCUCCGCCUGGAGGUGCGGCCGGCGUCGGACUCCGGACCGCUGCUGCAUGCUGGGACCUCGUCCAAUCAGCGGCUGAGCUUGGUGAUGAGCAGAGGAGAGGUCAUGUUGUCUGUGCGUGGCGCCAAAGGUGACUUCUCCUUAUCGCUGGCGCCGGAGGAAGCGCUUUGUGACGGACGCUGGCACGCCAUCACAGUGGUGAAGAAGAGUAACGUGCUGCAGCUGCACGUGGACGCCGCACGCCAGCUCGGCACCGGGCCCAAACAUGGCCGCUCUGCCGGCGCCAAGGAGGUCGUCUAUGUGGGAGGACUUCCUGAUGGCGUCACUGUGUCGCCGAGUGUCCCCGCCUUCCACGGCUGCGUCCGUCAUGUGAGCGUCAACGGACGCCCCGCCCCUUUGGACAAGGCGCUGUCCGUGCAUGGUGCGGUAGGAACGCACGGCUGCCCGAGCGCGUAGACGCACACACAAACAUACACACACACAGACUUAGCAUCACAUUCCAGAGCAAAUUGAGGUGGUGGGUGUCAUUUUAGUGUAGCUAAUUUAAAAUAUAACUAUUCAUAUUUAUUUUGUAUUCCAGUCUUCAGGGUGUGCUCGACUACACGGCCAACAUUUAAGAUGAAAUAUUUGAAGCCGUCGUCUGAUUUUGAGCAAUUCAUGCAGUAAUUAUGAGUUAUAGGGCCUUAUAUGGACGUGUGAUGACAUCAUACUGUUGUCAUGGUUUCAGGCGUAGUUUUAAACUAAUAUAUUCACUUUUUUUUUUAUAAAGAAUGAACCUCCUCACACAUGUCUUGAUGUACUUUAUAAUAAAAGUUCCUGUA
Messenger RNA from Entelurus aequoreus (snake pipefish), 11502 nucleotides. It is a transcript of the gene lama5, whose product is annotated as laminin, alpha 5. NCBI's taxonomy places the organism in Eukaryota, Metazoa, Chordata, Actinopteri, Syngnathiformes, Syngnathidae. Gene Ontology annotation, biological process: regulation of cell migration; cell adhesion; regulation of embryonic development. The transcript has 79 exons. Bases 110 to 11137 code for a protein of 3675 amino acids. Gene Ontology annotation, molecular function: signaling receptor binding. The record is from RefSeq and is a predicted model, not a curated record.